Messenger RNA from Drosophila kikkawai, 1555 nucleotides. It is a transcript of the gene Gmd, whose product is annotated as GDP-mannose 4,6 dehydratase. Lineage: Eukaryota; Metazoa; Arthropoda; Insecta; Diptera; Drosophilidae. The record is from RefSeq and is a predicted model, not a curated record. Gene Ontology annotation, molecular function: GDP-mannose 4,6-dehydratase activity. Gene Ontology annotation, biological process: GDP-mannose metabolic process. Gene Ontology annotation, cellular component: cytoplasm.
UCGCAAGUAUGGCAACUCUCGGCCAAAACUAAAUUGUUUACUCUCCUCCGCCGCCGUCGCCGUGAAAAACCGCGAAUUUAGGAUUAGUACUGCUCCCAAACUCGUCUAAUUAACAUGUCCACCUCCGAGGGGGCCACCGAGACCAAGAAGCCGCGCACCGACAGCAGCAGCAACGGGAGCAAGGAGCAAAAUGGAACCACAGACGGUGCCGGGGACGCUGGUACAUCCCGUGAUAAAGUGGCGCUGAUAACCGGCAUAACGGGCCAGGAUGGUUCCUACCUGGCCGAGUUCCUUCUCAAGAAGGACUACGAAGUGCAUGGCAUUAUCCGGCGGGCCAGCACGUUCAACACCACACGUAUAGAGCAUCUGUACGCAGAUCCCAAGGCGCACAAGGGCGGAAGGAUGAAGCUCCACUACGGCGACAUGACUGACAGCAGCAGCCUGGUGAAAAUUAUCAACAUGGUGAAGCCCACAGAGAUCUACAAUCUGGCGGCGCAAUCGCACGUAAAGGUCUCCUUUGACCUUAGCGAGUAUACUGCCGAGGUGGAUGCAGUGGGCACUCUGCGCAUCCUGGACGCCAUACGUACGUGUGGCAUAGAAAAAAGUGUGCGAUUCUAUCAAGCCUCCACUUCGGAGCUAUACGGGAAGGUGGUGGAGACGCCGCAGAACGAGCAGACACCGUUCUAUCCAAGGUCGCCAUAUGCCUGCGCCAAAAUGUACGGCUUCUGGAUCGUCAUCAACUACCGAGAGGCCUACAACAUGUACGCCUGCAACGGGAUCCUCUUCAACCACGAGAGUCCGCGACGUGGCGAGAACUUUGUUACACGGAAAAUCACCAGAAGUGUGGCCAAGAUUCUGUUGAAGCAGAUGGAGUACUUUGAGCUGGGCAAUCUGGACUCGAAGCGCGAUUGGGGGCAUGCCAGCGACUACGUGGAGGCCAUGUGGAUGAUGCUGCAGCGGGAUUCGCCCUCCGACUACGUCAUUGCCACGGGCGAGACUCACAGUGUGCGUGAAUUCGUGGAAGCGGCAUUCAAGCACAUCGGUCGCGAGAUAACGUGGCAAGGCAAGGGUGUAGACGAGGUGGGCGUGGAGAGCGGCACGGACGUGGUACGUGUACGCAUCAAUCCAAAGUAUUUCCGGCCCACAGAGGUGGAUCUUCUGUUGGGCGACGCCUCCAAGGCCAAGAGGGAACUCAACUGGGCGCCAAAGGUGAGCUUUCUGGAGCUAGUCAGCGACAUGAUGAAGGCCGACAUUGAGUUGAUGAAGAAGAACCCCAUUGCAUAGGGCCUGGCAGUCCAAUCUAAUGACACUUGAACAUGGCACAAAGCUCUCUCCAACCAUUUAGUCGUAAGCAUGAAUAGUGAUCACUGUAUUCUUCGAUUUGUCCACAUCCGUAUAUGUAUUUUUAUAUUCUCUUGGGGGAAUUACAACCAUUCCUUUAUCUACUUUUUGUCGCGUACGUUUUGUUUGUGUGUGAUUCUACUUGUUUUUUAUACAUUUUAUCAAUCUAACGAAUAUUUGCAAUAAAUAUGUUUUAUCUUUUUAUCCAACAAAA